GUGACAUGGUGCCGAAGACAAUAGCUGGCAAGAUUUUUGGUUCAAUAUGCUCCCUGAGUGGGGUCUUGGUCAUUGCUCUGCCAGUUCCUGUAAUUGUCUCCAACUUCAGCCGUAUCUAUCACCAGAAUCAACGAGCAGACAAGCGCAGGGCACAAAAGAAAGCCAGACUUGCUCGAAUUCGUGCAGCAAAGAGUGGGAGUGCUAAUGCCUACAUGCAGAGCAAACGAAAUGGCUUACUGAGUAACCAGCUGCAGCAGUCCUCCAGUGAAGAAGAACAGGCCUUUGUUAGCAAAUCUGGCUCUUCCUUUGAAACGCAGCACCACCACCUGCUUCACUGCCUGGAAAAAACUACGAAUCACGAGUUUGUGGAUGAGCAAGUCUAUGAAGAGAGCUGUAUGGAGGUUUCCACAGUCAACAGACCCCCCAGCCACAGCCCCUCUCUCUCGUCUCAACAAGGUGUUACCAGCACUUGCUGCUCGCGAAGACAUAAAAAGACUUACCGCAUCCCAAACACCACCAUCACUGGCAGCCGCCCGGGCAGCGUACAAGAGCUCAGCACCAUCCAGAUCAGAUGUGUGGAGAGGACACCUCUGUCUAACAGCCGUUCCAGCUUAAAUGCCAAAGUGGAAGAGUGCGUUAAACUAAACUGUGAGCAGCCUUACGUCACUACAGCAAUAAUUAGCAUCCCGACACCUCCUGUCACCACACCCGAAGGAGAUGAUAGGCCAGAGUCUCCCGAAUAUUCGGGAGGAAACAUUGUCAGAGUAUCUGCUUUAUAAAAUAAGGAAUUAUUUAUAAAUUAGCAUAAAGACCACUUGCAAGCUGAGCUCGAGCAGCGAGAAACGAGUCGCAAGGAAUGAGAGAGCUGAAAUAACAACGCCCCUUGACGCGUGCGCCAGCGGCCGCAGAGCAAAAGAUCCCGGAGAAACAAAACACUUUGUGGGUUUCGGUGUCAUAGCGUGUGAACCAAAAGGAGUUUCUUAGCCCUUGUCCGAACUGACGCACGGUGGAAUCUUCUGUGACCAUCCUGACUUACUAUAUGAGCACAAUGAAAUGUCCCCAUUGAUGCUUCUUCUUAACAUGAGAGCUCUUUUUAAAAAAAAAAAAAAAACAAAACAAAACA
This is a messenger RNA of Eurypyga helias (sunbittern), 1123 nucleotides long. Its product is annotated as potassium voltage-gated channel subfamily D member 2-like. Lineage: Eukaryota; Metazoa; Chordata; Aves; Eurypygiformes; Eurypygidae. Bases 6 to 779 code for a protein of 257 amino acids. The transcript has 5 exons. Gene Ontology annotation, biological process: potassium ion transmembrane transport. The record is from RefSeq and is a predicted model, not a curated record. Gene Ontology annotation, molecular function: A-type (transient outward) potassium channel activity; voltage-gated monoatomic ion channel activity involved in regulation of postsynaptic membrane potential. Gene Ontology annotation, cellular component: voltage-gated potassium channel complex.